This is a messenger RNA of Oppiella nova, 2067 nucleotides long. Lineage: Eukaryota; Metazoa; Arthropoda; Arachnida; Sarcoptiformes; Oppiidae. The record is from the annotation of a GenBank genome assembly.
AUGUUUUUAUUCAUUGCAUUCCUUAUCAUUUCACCGCAGAUUCACUUCAUUGAUGGCAAAGUGAAUCCAAGUGUUGGGGCCAGAGGUGGACCACCAGCUGUUAACAGCAAAGGUAUUGAUGACAAAGAGGAGACUCCCAGUGCUGAUGAGGGAGACAAUGGCGGCUCAACCCUCGACUAUGAGGCCAUAUUCUCAGCCCUCGAUGUCAUAUCAUCGGCGCCUAUGGAUGUCAUGGGAACCCCUCAACGGAUCGGAGACUUAGAGUUUGACGUCGAAGUGGACGAACAGAUCCCAGAAAAGGGUCAAAAGGCACCGGAAGUGGAUGUUGAGGACAAUAAAAACAAUCCGAUGGGAGGCGACGGCCAGGUAUUGACUGACGUAUCCGUGGAUUUGGUAUCGAAUUCGGCCAAAAGGAUCGGUGACAUCGAGUUAGACAUGAAUGUCAUGAACUCCCGGACGCGACACCCGCACCACCAGAAGCCAAAGGAGUUGACCGAAGAGGAGGAGGACGUGACUCUACAAGUGGGCGCCGAAAACCCUGAACCCGUCAACCCUUCAAACGGGACUCCUAUUGCUAAUAACGACCAAAUGGAUCCCAUUAAGGAUACAGAUUCUAAGGGUACGGACACAACUAAAACCUCUUCAGCCAGGGGUGCAAAUGGCGGCGACUCUCAGAAAUGGGCGCUUAUUCUCAUGGGUAUUAUCUACGUUCCAAUAUACUGUAAACCAAACAAACGGAAGGAAAUGGUUGACAACCAGAAGUCAAAUGUGAAACAUGUCGCUGACAUUGUGGGUGAAUGGGGUAAAUGGCAAUUGCACCUGGUCAUUGUAAUGAAUGGCAAUUCGAUCGGACAAAUAUGUGACCGAGCUAAUUUCGCGUCAUUUUCGCAAACAUUGUUUAUGUUGGGGUACGUCAUAUCGGGACUGGUAUUCUCUCAUUAUUCAGAUAAAUACGGCCGAAGACCUAUUGUAUGGCUGGGAUUCACAAUAGAGUUGACGGGCAUAUUGUUGUGUGCCGUCUCACCUAAUAUUUAUUAUUACUCAAUCGCCCGAUUUCUGGUAGGAAUGGGAGGUUCUGGAAGGGGAAUGGCUAUGUCAGACAUCACUAUUCUGGGUGGCAUUGGUUGGGUCAUAGGUUACGCUGGGAUACCAGGGUUGGCGUAUUGGCUGCAAGAUUAUAGAUACAUGCAAUUUGCGUCAUUAAUACCAUUGACUGUAAUGUUAUUUUGGUUUUAUUUUCUGUAUGAAUCCCCGCGUUGGCAGAUAACCAAUGGACAGGUAGACAGAGCUGAACAGACUCUCAAAAAUGCAUUGAAAAUGAAUGGCAAGUCUAAUGAUAAUCUAAAAACACAGGUGUCUGAGUUAUUUGAAUAUCUGCAAAAGAUGCAAUCAACUGAAAGUGCAAAACAAAAAUACACAAUAUUAGACCUGGUAAAAACACCUAAACUUAGAAAAAUAACAUUUAUAACAUGGUUUUCCUGGGCAACAAACGCACUACUUUACUAUGGGUUCAGUCUUAAUAUGUCUGAAUUUGGUGGAAAUUUUUACAUAACCUUCCUAUUGUCAGGACUGGUAGAGAUACCAUCAUAUAUACUGCCCGCCAUAUUCCUUCGCUUUAUUGGUCGCCGAAUAUUAUUUGCAAUAUUUAUGUUAAUAACUGGUGUCUCGUGUUUUGCGGUCAUCCCAUCCACCAGUGAAUGGCUUAAAGUGAUGUUUGCAUUAUUAGGCAAAUUGGGAAUCAACAGCGCCUGGAAUGUGAUGUUUGUACACAUUCCUGAACUCUACCCCACAGUCUUGAGGCAGAGGGGAGUGGGUGUCGCGUCUGUCAUCUCAAGGAUUGGAUCCAUUAGCGCAACAUUUAUGAAGAAUUUGACGGCCACUAGUGGAUUAUCACUGGUUAUGACACUGUACGGUACCCUCACAUGUGUCGGUGCAGUGUUGGGACUAUUUCUUCCCGAAACAAAGGGACGAGAAAUUCCCGAUACUAUAGAAGAGGCAGAAAAUGUUGACUCAAUUCAAUUGAAUAACAUUAAGGAUAAACAAAAUGAAAAUAAUGGAAAAUAUUAA